Messenger RNA from Annulohypoxylon maeteangense, 3418 nucleotides. RefSeq lists its product as uncharacterized. Lineage: Eukaryota; Fungi; Ascomycota; Sordariomycetes; Xylariales; Hypoxylaceae. The record is from RefSeq and is a predicted model, not a curated record. The transcript has a single exon. Bases 419 to 3115 code for a protein of 898 amino acids.
GAGGUACCGAAGACCGAAGUUCUAAGAACCUUGCGCCAGCCUCAACGUCAGCCAACUUCACUGUCCGUGUGGAGUCGAUAGGUGAUGGAUUGAGCUUAACUGAAUUUACGGGGCUGGUUAUGCCCAUGGAACGUUGAGAUUGACUGGUAUCGACGCCCCAGCUGAGAUGUACCCCUUACGGUCCACCGCAGCGCGAUGUUACUGUACUCUAACUUCGUACAUAAAGAGACGCACCCAGCCGAAAUGUUUUUUUCCACCCUCAUCAGCUUCUAGGCAGCUCAACCGUAUAAACAGUUGCUCAAGUCACUCGUUUCGCUUGUGCAGCAUCGGCUCGCCCUGAUUCUCGGUCGCUUCUCGUCGUUCGCUAACAUAUUUCUAAUUUAAUAAUUAUUUCCUUGGAUCGUACCGGUCGUCGAAAAUGCGUGGAAUAUUCUUAAGCCUGGGGGCUCUCACUCUGGCUGGCGCUGCCAGUGCAGAGGAGAAGCGUAACUACCCCGUAUCCGAAGGGUCUUACCCGACCUACCCCGAAUACCCAUCGUAUCCUUCUCAGCCGGAGCAAUCAACCUCAAGCGCUCCGCCGAGCCCUCCUCCGGCGUACCCCACGCAGGCUCAGAGCUCGUCUACGCUCGUCCACAGCUCCAGCACUCUCCCCGUCUCUUCCAAGACUCAGAGUGUUCCGUCUUACCCUACGUACCCGGUUGGCGGCCAUAGCUCCGAGUCUACCAGCUCUACUUUGGCGGUAAGCUCUAGCACAGUCUCCAUCCCAUCGUACCCGACGUAUCCUGCGGGCGGCGAAUCUAGCAGCACCAUCAUCAUCAGCACUUCCACCAGUGCUGCUGUCAGCUCCAGCACCGCCAGCGUACCUGGUUACCCGACCUACCCUGCCGGUGGCUUCAGCUCAGCUUCAACCACUGUUGCUACUUCCAGCGCAACCCACCCCCACCCCCAGCCGUCGUACCCGGCGAGCUCUAAGUCUAGCAGCAUCUUCUCAACCUCUUCCACUGCUGCCUUCAGCUCUAGCUCAACCGUUCCUGGUUACCCGUCUUUCCCUCAGAGCUCUAGCUCUCAGUCUAAGCCGGUUCCCAGCUCCAGCUCGGCCACAUUCUCCAUUCCGUCGUACCCCACCUACCCGGCCGGAUCUUCCAGCUUCGGAUCCAGCAGCACUCUUGCUACUCCGUCUUCUUCCAAGCCGGUUGUCCCUAGCAGCUCCGUACCGGGCUACCCAGUUGGAACCCCUUCGGUUUCUUCUGCUACUUCUGUCUCGUCCGCCACCAAGAGCAGCUCCGUCCCCGUUGUAGGAUACCCUACCGGACCGGUCGGCUCUUUCUCGUCCGCCUCCACCACGGCGUACACGACCUCGACGAUCUACACGACCUCCGAGAUUACCGUCACCUCUUGCCACCCCACGGUGACCAACUGCCCUGGUACCCCUCACGUUACCACUGUGACGGUUCCUCUUACUACGACUGUUUGCCCUGUGACCGAGACCAAGACGACGCCCGUUCCUACCAAGCCCUCUCACACCAAGUCUAUCCCUGGUGUGCCCAGCUACUCAGCUUCGAUCCCUUCUGGUCCUAGUUCUGUGUCUGUUCCUACUGCCUCUACGUCUGUGCCCAUUGGCUCUAGCUCCACUUUUGCCACUGGCACCACCUCUCUACCUAUUGGAUCUAGCUCUACCAUCGCUACCGGCUCUACCAGCGUCCCUGGCUACCCCACUGGCCCCGUUCCUCAGGCCUCGAGCUCGACUUCUGUCACCGUCCCCGUCAGCUCCAGCACUGCCAGCGUGCCCGGAUACCCCACCGUUCCUAUCCCGGGUGUUAGCUCCAGCACUGUCGUCUCUAGCUCUGGUACUCUCCCCGUGAGCUCCAGCACCGUCAGUGUUCCUGGAUACCCUACCGGACCCGCUCCUCAGGUUUCCAGCUCCACUACUGCUAAGCUCACCACCUCUACCAUCUACACAACGACUGUCCGCACUGUUACCUCGUGCGCUCCUGAGGUCACCAACUGCCCCGGCACCCCUGGCAAGCCCCAUGUCACCACUGAGACUAUUCCCCUUACCACCACUGUCUGCCCUGUGACUGAGACUAAGACCAUCCCCGUUGUCCCUACUGGAUACCCCGUGCCCAGCUCCAGCGUUGUCAUCUCUACUACCAGCCAGCAGAAGCCCACCACCAGUGUCCCUGGUGUUCCCACUGGCCCUACUGGAUACCCGGUCUCUAGCUCCACUACCAUCACCAAGUACCUAACCUCCACUGCUACCAAGCCCCAGUACACGACCUCCACUCUGUACUCUACCACUGUCCGCACUAUUACCUCUUGCGGCCCUGAGGUUACUAACUGCCCCGGCACUCCUGGCAAGCCCCAUGUGACCACCGAUGUUGUCACCGUUGGCACCACUAUCUGCCCCGUGACUGAGACCACCCCCGUCGUUUCGACUGGUGUUUCCUCUGCUACCACCGUCCCGACCUACCCUGCGUCCUCCCCUAUCGUCCCCGCGACUACCCCGGCCGCAACUACGUCUGUCCCUGUUGGCAAGUACACCACGUCGACUCUCUACUCGACCACCGUGCGCACUAUUACCUCUUGCGCUCCUUCAGUCACUAACUGCCCUGGUACCCCCGGCUACCCCCACGUUACCACUGAGACUAUCUCUGUCGGUACCACCGUCUGCCCGGUCACUUCUACCUCGGUUCCCGUCGGAAGCGCCACCACGCCUGUCGGCAAGCCCAGCUCUCCUGCUGCUCCUCCCUCUUAUCCUACCUCCGUAGUGGUCCCUCCCCCGGCCUCGCACCCCGGUUCCUCCCCGGUUGCCUCGCACCCUCCGUCGUCUCCCGUCGCUCCCCCGGCUUCGUACCCAGUGUACCCCACUGGCUACCCUACCGGUGGUUCCAGCACUCUCUCGACCUCCGUCGUUCCUCCUUACCCCACCGUCGUCCCCAGCGGCCCCGCUUCCAGCCCUAGCACUCCCGCUGGCACUGGCAGCCCCGUUCCCCCGGCUGUGACGACCCCCACCACGCCUUCCGGCUACCCUACCAUCCCCACCGCCGCUGCUGGCCGUCUUGAGCGCGGUUUCGCCGGUGUGGCUGCCGCCGUUGUCGUCGCUGCCCUCCUAUAAGGGACAUGACGAAUAGGCGUUGGUGUUGACGAAUCCCUUCUUGUUCUUCAUGUAACAUGGUGAAUGAAAGGAAGGGAAGGAGAGAAAUUAACGGUGUUCGAUUCGGAGGAUAGGAAAGCUUGGGGUUUAUUGCAUACAUACGGAGGGGGCGGCUUGAGGAUAUCAGGUCUGGUUAGACUGGUUUAUAUAAAAAAGGGUUACGAAUUUUCUUUAGUAGCGAUCUUUUAAUUAAUUGUUUAUGACGUAGAGUAUUUUAGCUUUCUCACUUCGAAGAAUAUAAAUUCGACUUUUCACGACCCGCCA